Cutaneotrichosporon cavernicola is the source of this 1179-nucleotide messenger RNA. RefSeq lists its product as uncharacterized. Gene Ontology annotation, molecular function: protein-L-histidine N-tele-methyltransferase activity. The transcript has 4 exons. Bases 1 to 1179 code for a protein of 392 amino acids. Gene Ontology annotation, biological process: peptidyl-histidine methylation, to form tele-methylhistidine. The record is from RefSeq and is a predicted model, not a curated record. Lineage: Eukaryota; Fungi; Basidiomycota; Tremellomycetes; Trichosporonales; Trichosporonaceae.
AUGUUCAAGUUCUCUUUCGUCGACGAAUCGGACGACGAGGACGUCCAAGUCGUUGCCACCUCGGCCGCGCACUCGCGUGAGCCUGGACCAUCGCAGGACCACACGCUUGCCGACCUCAUCAAAACUCUCCCAGACGUCAUCUCCUACUCGCCUCUUCCGCACCCAUCCGGAGGAGCGCCCCUCCUACGUCGGGACUUGUACGAUGCGCGUUUCCAGCUCGCAGUCCGUGGCGGGGAGGAGGGUGGUCAGGAUGAGGACGCGUACGUCGACGCGGACACGGACCUCAUUCCCGGGACAUAUGAGGGUGGUCUCAAGAGCUGGGAGGGGGGUGUUGAUCUCGUGGAAGUCAUUUCUGCCGCAACAAAGGGAAACGAAGCCGACUGGGUGCGCGACAGUAAAGUCCUCGAGUUGGGUUGCGGCACCGGUUUGCCCUCGGCGUACCUCUUGCGGUGUCUCCUCUCUUCUUCCUUACCUCCAGGAAAAACUGUGAUCCACGUACAGGACUACAACCUCCCCGUGUUGUCGCUCGUCACCCUCCCGAAUUUGGUGCUUGCCGCCCUCCCCUCCCUUCCCCUCUCCGCUAGGGGGGCUGCUGAGGCCGCUGCCCUGCCUCGCCCACCCAAGUCGGAUACGAUUGAGGAGGAGCCGGAGAACGAGGAAGAUUGGCAAGACCAGGAUGAAGACGAAGACAUCAAACGUCCCUUCGACCCUAACGCCGCGGGGACGCUCGAACUCUCCCCAGCCGUCCUGGACGCCUUCACCUCCCUGUUGGAGGAGAGGGGCGUCGAGCUCAAGUUCACGAGCGGCGAUUGGGGGGGUAUGGCUCAGAGUGUUGGGAGCUAUGACUUGAUCAUGAGCGCCGAGACGAUCUAUGCCGAGGACAGCGUGGGCCCGCUGCUCGACGUUAUUCGGGCUGCCUCUGCCUCUUCCAAGAAGGAGAACGGGAAGGAAAAUGACCUCUCGGACUCGCUGGGCGCGCUCCAGAUCGACGACUUCACGCGGGCGCCGCUGUCCGAGGGCUCUUCGGUUAUUCUCAUCGCUGCAAAGGUGCUUUACUUUGGCGUUGGCGGGGGACUGGAUGCGUUCCUGGGCCAGGUUGAGGGGUUGGGUGGUUGGAGCGUGCGUGUGCGUGAUUGGGUGCGGGGGGUUGGGCGGGCGGUCGUGCGUAUCGGGUGGUAA